AUGUUCCGUAAUACCUUGGGCGCGCUGCCCUGGCUGCUAUUCGCCGUUUCGCGUUUCGCCAACGCCGCCUGCGAAUGCGGCUAUUCGCUCAACAGCACAACAGACGCAGAACAUGCCGUCUUCACAGAACUAUUAGAAAAUGAUUUCCUGCACACGGACACGAAGAAUUUGACACAGUAUGGAUGGCGGCCGCAGGUGUACAACGUCUCGACUGAGAGUUCACGGGGGCCCUUUGGCAAGAAGUUUGAACUCGACAACAUCGUCAUCAACCCACUCAAGGACGACAAUGCCUGGUCGGGGAACUCGAAACAUGGAGGCGAUGCUGGUCUGGAGUUGUGGGUGUCGAGCAACACGACGGGCGGCUACGUGCAAGGGGCAGAAGUGGUAUCGGUCAGGGACGACGCGCUGCUUGGGAGCUUCCGUGUGGGCAUGAAGAUGUCGAAUGCGUCUGGAACCUGCGGCGCAUUCUUUUUCUACCACAACAACUCGCAAGAAAUCGACAUGGAGUUCCUAUCGACACAGUUCAACUCAUCCGGAGGCUCCGUCAACCUUGUACUGCAAACCCCCGAGUCCGUUGUCCACGGCUACGACGCUUCCGGCACACCUGGAUUCGAGGUCCAACCUUUGCCCUUCCGCCCUGACGGCAAGUUCCACGAGUACCGCUUUGACUGGACCGCAGACCGUGUAGCCUUCUACGUCGACGGCGAGUACCUGCACGAAAUGACCGAGAACAUUCCCAACGAGGGCGGCGGCAUGUUCUUCAACCACUGGAGCAAUGGCGACCCCAAGUGGUCUGCCGGUCCCCCCGAAAGCGACGCCGUCAUGACCGUCUCCUACGUCAAAGCCUACUUCAACUCGACCGACACCGAACGAUCGCAAGACGACUACAAGAAACGGUGCCCCAAGUUCGACGCUUCCAAGGUCUGCCAGAUUCCCGCGCAAACAUCCGCCCCCGAUGCGUCUACCGGCACAGACGGAGCCAAGACGUACUUCUUCUCGACGGACUCGGGCAACAAGGCGGUUGAUCAGACCGUCUACAACGCCGCAAGCCCCUUCAGCGUACCGACAAUCUCGAUAAUCGGCCCAUUACUGGUCGCGUUGUUCAGUUGGUCGCUAGCUUAA
Messenger RNA from Dothidotthia symphoricarpi CBS 119687, 1122 nucleotides. RefSeq names its product glycoside hydrolase family 16 protein. The transcript has 3 exons. Bases 1 to 1122 code for a protein of 373 amino acids. Lineage: Eukaryota; Fungi; Ascomycota; Dothideomycetes; Pleosporales; Dothidotthiaceae. The record is from RefSeq and is a predicted model, not a curated record. Gene Ontology annotation, biological process: carbohydrate metabolic process. Gene Ontology annotation, molecular function: hydrolase activity, hydrolyzing O-glycosyl compounds.